Molecule: messenger RNA, 1843 nt
Organism: Hyaloscypha bicolor E
Lineage: Eukaryota; Fungi; Ascomycota; Leotiomycetes; Helotiales; Hyaloscyphaceae
Product: HET-domain-containing protein
Exons: 1
Coding region: 199-1551 (450 amino acids)
Source: RefSeq, a predicted model, not a curated record
GCCCCGGGUCGUAAUAAGGCUCGAAGCGUGCCCCGUAGCUGUGGGAAGUCACUUCUACCGGUCGCUUUCUUGGGGAAAGGAAUCCAUUUCUAUUUGAGCUGCGCCACCUCAAGGAACCACUUGAGGACCGUAAGCCUUACUCGAAGACGCAUGUAAUCUUACAUUUUGUCGAUAGCUGGCAACACGCAAAGCGAACCCAUGAGGCUCCUCAAUGCCAAGACGAAGAGGUUGGAGGAGUUCUUCGAGAAGGAUGUCCCUCCUUAUGUUAUUCUGUCGCAUACUUGGGGCAAGGAUGAGGUGCUCUUCAAAGAAAUCACGAAAGGGAGAUACAACAACGACUCGGAUAAGAUUGAGGGUUGCUGCAGAGAAGCACUGGGCAGUGGCUUUGACUAUGUCUGGAUCGACACAUGCUGUAUCGAUAAAAGAAGCAGUGCUGAACUGUCUGAAGCCAUCAACUCCAUGUUCAAUUGGUAUGAAAGGGCCUCAGCCUGCUAUGCCUACCUGGCCGACGUCCAUGAUACGAUGGACUUAGGUGUUCCAGAAUCCACGUUGGCUUUCAGAAAGAGCAAGUGGUGGACUAGGGGCUGGACUCUCCAAGAACUACUGGCUCCUCGAAUGGUUAUAUUUUACAACGCAUCGUGGACUCGAUUGGGUAAAAAACUCUACUCAAUGUUUCGUGAUUCCCCGCCCACCGGUUCCAUCAAUGGGUUGAUCACUGAGAUUACCGGGAUAGGGACCAAGUAUCUGAACGGUUACAACAGAUGCUGCGAUGCCAGCAUUGCUGAAAGGAUGAGUUGGGCGGCAUUGCGGCAAACUACACGUGAAGAAGAUGUUGCCUAUUCGCUCCUGGGUAUAUUCAAUGUGAAUAUGCCAUUGCUUUAUGGCGAAAAAGCGAGAGCUUUCCAUCGGCUCCAGGAAGCCAUUAUCAGCUCUUCUCACGAUCAGUCCAUCUUUGCGUGGGGAUCCAGACAAGUCGGAGCUAUGGGUAACCGUGAACUACUUGCAAGCUCACCAUCUGAUUUUGUUGGAUUCGCGGACGUCGUGCCUUAUACUCCUGAUUGGGCUGGCAUCUCCCAUUAUUCGAUGACAAAUGCAGGCCUCCAAAUUUCCAUGAGAUUGCGCAAGGUGCCUGGUAGUGACAAUACCUUCAUUGGGUUGUUCAAUUGCGCUAAGCUCAAUGAGAAAGGUUCACGAAAUAUCGCCAUUGCUCUCAUCCCCUCUCCAGAACAGGAUGGGAAAGCUACCAUGGUGGGACAGUUCAUCAGAUGUGGCGCAGUACCAAUUUCGAUAUCGUUAUCAUUGUUUCAGGAACCUGACAAUGAUGCAGCCAUCCCAAUCUACAUUAGCACAGAAUAUAUGACUAUGUACGAAAGUGGAUUGAGGCUCACAAGAUUGUCAGGGACAACAAGAACCUAUAUAGAAGCCAUCGAAGCCUAUCCCCCAGCUUGGGAAUACGUUGUGGAUCAAGGCUUUAUUUUGGCCUUUGAUAGGAUCUUCCGUUCGGGGGAUACCAGCGUCGAAAUUUCGGGACAGCAAACUAUUUAUCUUUAGUAUCUGAUAGGGACAGGAGAACCCUUUGUUGUACGUCUAAAGUAUGGGUUCAGCGUGCCGAUAUUCGAAUUCCGGCUUUGCCCAUCGACUUUAGAAUUUGCGAUUGCCCAUCAAGAGUAUGGCCAGUCCUUGGCAGAGACUAUGAUGAUGCACAAAGGUCAAAUAGAUACGGUAUUGAGCUGGCAGCAGCAGCUUGAUACAGAUGAUGGAAUUCUGACGUUCCGCUUUAAAAAGGAGGCGACCCCACCGUGGAUCCUUCAUCUAGCCCUAAGUCAUUAUAAGUAGAUUGGGU